Molecule: messenger RNA, 3185 nt
Organism: Apus apus (common swift)
Lineage: Eukaryota; Metazoa; Chordata; Aves; Apodiformes; Apodidae
Gene: DNASE2B
Product: deoxyribonuclease 2 beta
Exons: 9
Coding region: 463-1482 (339 amino acids)
Biological process (GO): apoptotic DNA fragmentation
Molecular function (GO): deoxyribonuclease II activity
Source: RefSeq, a predicted model, not a curated record
CCUCUGAAGAGGUUUGGCUAUGCUGAAAGCCCUGUAUGACUUUUCACUGUCUCUAAAGCAAUCUUCAUCUCUCAUCAGUGGAAAUAUUUACAGAGAAGUAAGGGAAGCUGCAAAUGCUUUUCUCACCAUGUCGACACUGCUCAGCUUCACAAAAGCGGAUCCCAUCAGGAACGCAUAUAAAGGAGUGGAUGUGGGGAAUGCCAUUCUGCAAUUUAGAGCAGACAUGCUAAAGAUGGAAUUUCAUUCCUGAGACAGAGAAUUUGUGCUACAGAUUGUCACUACGAUAGAUGCAAUUGAGGGAGAUAAAUCCCAGGCAGUUUGGGGUGGCUGCUGAGCUCCCUGGCGCUGCCGCCCGCCCUGCCGCGGGAGCAGCGUCGUUCCGCAGGCGCCGACAGCUAAAGCAGCACAGCUUCUCCUUUUAGAGCCUACUCGGUGCUCACCCUGCGCAGACAAGAAACCAAAAUGCCCACAACAUCAGCGUCGUGUCACCCUGCUUUGCUCUUGCUUCUCUCCUCCACGCCCCUCUGGGCAGCUGAGAUUUCCUGCAGGAAUGAAGAUGGGGAGGCAGUCGACUGGUUUGCUCUUUACAAGUUGCCAAAGCAUGUCAAAGGAGAGAGUCCCGUGCUGGGGCUGGAGUACAUGUACAUAGACACUCUGGCUCCACAGUGGCAGCUCGGAAAAUACCUCAUCAACAUGACAGAGGGUGCUCUGGGACAAACACUGCAGCAGCUGUACGAGACGUACGAAUCUGAGAGGAACAGCGUUGCAUAUGCAAUAUACAAUGAUGAGGUCCCUCAAUCAGAAUCCAGUGCGUGGAAAAGAGGACAUACCAAAGGAUUUCUGCUCUUGGACAAAUCACAAGGCUUCUGGGUGACUCACAGUGUGCCCCUGUUCCCUCCCGUCCCUGAGGAUGGUUAUGGGUAUCCAGCUACUGGGGAGUCCUACGGACAGACAGCCAUCUGUAUAACCUUCAAAUAUGACCAGUUCACAGAAAUAGACCAACAGAUGCUGAGUUAUAAUCCAAAAAUCUACAGCUGUUCCAUCCCUAAGACCUUCCAAGCUGAUCUCCCAAACCUGCAGAAGCUCUGUGCAGGGUCCAGGCUGCCCUCGGUCCCCUUGCGCCACCUCUCCAAACUCCAGUCAGCUCAUGGGGAAACCUUUCUCAACUUUGCCAAGUCACACUUGUACAUAGAUGAUAUCUAUGUGGCCUGGGUGGCUCAGGAACUGAAGACCGAUCUGUUGGCUGAAUCCUGGCAGCAUUCCGGCCAAAAACUUCCCUCAAAUUGCUCUCUCGACUACCAUGUCUACAACAUAAACCUAAUAGAGACACCAUUGAAUUCCACCUUUUAUUCCAUUAAUGAUCAUUCCAAAUGGGUUGCUUCAAAGGAAAACAAAGAUCAGUGGACCUGCAUCGGAGACUUAAACCGCGCUGCUGAGCAAGCUUGGAGAAGUGAAUUCCUUCACUGGAGACACUGCUGGUGAGGUUCACCAUGAUGCAGCAGAGGGCAGCUGGAUAUGACACAACAUACUUCUUAUGGCAGAUGCUCAGCCACAGCAUUUGGGUUGCAGAGUAUAGCAAAGAGCCUCCAUCCACUGACUGACACAACAGUGUUGCUACAAUCCUUCUCCCCAGGCUAAAAGUCAACUGUCCAUCAGCUGACUUUCAGUGCUGAUAGUUAUUCUUAAUUAUUUGAUCAAUCGAUAGCUGUCCAAAAGCUACACAAGACUAUGACAACAUUCCUCUUGCAUUAUACCCACGAUUGUCAACUUCCAUUUUAGCUGUUACCAAAGAGGCAUAAACAGCAGUGGGAAGAUGGAGAGAAACAGUUGUACCAUACAAUAUUACAAGCCCCUAAAUAGCCAGGUUGUACACACACUCAUUUCAGUGGUGUAGCAAUAAAAAGGCUGCGUUCUGGUUCUCUAAUUUUUUGGCUGUAAACAGUUUUAAUUCAGUUUUGUUUUCGUUGUGUAACUUCCAUAUUUGCAUAUCCUGGUAUUUCUACACACAUUAUGAGAAGUGAGCAGACACUGUUUCCCAAGAGACUGAUAAUCAACAAGAUAAACCAUACAAAUUUUUAUAGGGUUUGUAACUCUCAGGCUUCCUAUGCAAAGGCAAGACCAUAUGCCACUUACUCAACCUCACAGCACGCAUUGUGAUCAGUUGUUGGUGUGAAAUAUAUAUUUUGGCAUAUUUUAUAUACAUAUUUGUGAAGUUUUUAAUUUAAAAUGUGCUUUUCUUUUUCAAAAUGCUCAACAAAUACCUGCCUGUCCCAGUGCCUUUGUGCUGCCUGUGCUGCCCACUGUGACCCUUUUGACCGGACCAACCUUCUCCUGCAGAAGGGACAUCCAUCACUGCCCACUCUGCAAUUCCAGCAGGACCUGCCCAGCAAAGCUGGUCCUGCAGGAUGGAGGAAGGUUUGGACCCUGGCAUGGAGAGGGGAAAGCUGGUCUCUCACCUGGAAACCUAGAGUGUCUUCUCCUCAGAGUGCAGGUAUUGCUAUUCUGACCCUUAGACUCUGUUCUAGUUAGACUAAAUGAGAACAUUUCUUAUACAUGAAAUGUGUUUGCUGAGGGAGUAGGGUAGGCAAAAGCAGACGUUAUUAAUCCUCUAAACAUUACUGUGCUGCAGCCAAGUUUGUAACAAACACAACAGAAGGAAUCAUUGUUUGGUAUAAAUUGCCAGGUAAUCAUUUCCACAAGCUGAGACUCAGCCCCAGCAUGCCUGACAAGCUCACAAGGGGCAGGAAAUGCAAAUACAGCCUCUAGAAAUAUACGCCUGCCACUCGCUCACCCAGCAGCACAUCCCCUACCCUCAUCAUGGCCACUGCCAUCCCAGACCAAGGGCACAACUCUGUCUCCCUGUCACUGCUCGAAAAAUCAUCAAGCCCCUGUAUCCCCACAGAUGCUUCUGUAACACUGGUAAUUGUGGAUUGUCAGGGCAGUGGUUUGCUGUGUUUAAAGAGUGCAAUUUCACACAGACUUAAUGCAAGAAGUCAAUGAAUUGGACAUUAGUCUCACUAGGAGAAAAGCUAAAAAAUAAAAUAUUUUAAGGCACAAAAACUGAAACUGUGAAGUUUAAUUCCAGCUGAGCAAUUACAAGGCUAGAAAACAGGCACAGGCAUUGUACAGCCUGAGCCCACUUCAGAGGUCAGCCUUUAUGGUGGGAUUGCUGCUGGUGUCUCCAG